Molecule: messenger RNA, 1832 nt
Organism: Punctularia strigosozonata HHB-11173 SS5
Lineage: Eukaryota; Fungi; Basidiomycota; Agaricomycetes; Corticiales; Punctulariaceae
Product: Indoleamine 2,3-dioxygenase
Exons: 4
Coding region: 380-1792 (470 amino acids)
Biological process (GO): 'de novo' NAD+ biosynthetic process from L-tryptophan
Cellular component (GO): cytoplasm
Molecular function (GO): heme binding; metal ion binding; indoleamine 2,3-dioxygenase activity
Source: RefSeq, a predicted model, not a curated record
UUGGCACUCGUUCAGCAUAUCCUGUGAGCGAUCUCGGGUUAUACAUGGUGAUGGAUAGGAAAAAGGAAGCACGUCUUUCGAGGGACAAGCAACGUUACCACAUACACCGGAACCUUCGGAGACACGCUGACAAGAAAGAUCCGUCUCCGUUCUGGCGACUGCUGUCCUGCAGCGGGAUCUUCCCCGACGUGUCAAAUCGCGGGAUCGUUGAGGCCGGAUUGUCACCGAAUAGAGUCAUGGUACACGGUACCGUCACGCCGCCGCGAGCAUCGCAGUCCCCGAAAGCUUGCGCGCCGAAGAUGGGAUUGAAGCUCUAUAAGUAUGUCUAUUGUGAGCGAUUGGCUCCACAAACUCGGGCGCACCUUGGGUGGUUCUGGAGAUGAUUGUCGUCCGCGUCUUCCUAUGGCUGAUUCGGGUGCUGCGUGCCUAUCUCCUCGCUUCCCUCGUCACCCUAUUUCCGGCACCGGCAGUGACCAGCACGCCUACAUCCUGGUCGGCAAGCCCAGACUUCGACAUCGAUCCCUCCACGGGAUAUAUACCGUCGUCUCCCUUGAUCUGCCUUCCUACUCCCUUCGAUGCCUGGGAGGAUCUUUUGGAACAGGCACAGAGUUUUCUGCAUCUUGGCGAUGGCGUAGAUGCGGAGUUAAUUGGCGGAGGGCGCGAGGGCGACCUGUGGAGAAGUCGCGUACAAGGACUGCCUGUCUUGGACCCAUCGAAACUGUUAGACCUUCGACAGUUGCAGCGCGCUCACAUGGUCUUGGCGUUCCUCGUCCACUUCUACGCCCAUUCGACGCCGGUCGCGAAAAGGACCGGGCCCGUCAUCAUCCCGAGGUCCUUGUCGAUCCCGCUUGUCAUCGUCUCGGGAAAGAUGGGAAUCGCCCCCAUCCUGACGUUCGCGGACACCGUCCUUUGGAAUUGCGAGCGCACGGAUGUCUCUGUGCCGCUAUCUUUGCAUAACGUGAGGCCUCGCGUCACGUUUUCAGGAACCGACGAUGAGCGGGCCUUCUAUAUGGCCUCGGCAAGGACAGAGCUCCUAUGCGCUCGAAUUCUUCACAUAAUCCAGGAAUAUAAUAAACUCGACCACACUCCUUCAAUCGAUACUAUCACGCAAUGCGCAGGUUACUUAGCACAGCUCGAGACCAUCACGGAAGAGCUCACGGAGUACCUCGCCCAUAUACGUGACGAGGUGGACCCACACGUAUUCUAUGCCACCAUUCGCCCGUGGUUCGUUGGGAGCGAUCCAAAGAGCGGGCUGGAGCAUAGUUGGGUUUACGAAGGAGUGCCAAGUGACGGACUAGAGCUCGAUGGCCCUUCUACAGGCCAAUCCACCGCCCUCCAGUCCUUGGACGUCUUUUUGGGGGUUGAUCAGCAGAUGGAAGGAUCGAGCGGAUUGCAUCGCGGACCUAGGAGUGACCAAGGAUUCAUGCAGCGAAUGCGAAAGUACAUGCCCAGGAGUCACCGCGAUUUUCUUGAGGAACUCGCCACAGGAGAUGGACGGAUCCGAGACUUAGUCAAGCGAACGCCCGCUCUGCACGACCGGUACAAUUCGUUGGUGAAGGCGUUAACGAGAUUGCGGGACAUGCACAUGCGCAUCGCGACGCUGUACGUUGUGACCAUGGAGAGAUCCCAUCGUCAUACCGGGGCACGAUGCCCAUUCUCCAACAUGUCGAGUCGGGUGAACUCCGAGGACACAGGGAAGACAUCGGUGAGGGGAACUGGAGGCAACGAGCUAUCUGCUUUGCUCAAAGCAGCCCGGGACGCGACCAAGAGAACAAUGAUCAAUAGCAUAUAAUGACUGUGUGGUAGACCUGGAGUCCUGGACUGUAGGCCCU